Xenopus tropicalis (tropical clawed frog) is the source of this 5174-nucleotide messenger RNA. It is a transcript of the gene rhoq, whose product is annotated as ras homolog family member Q. Gene Ontology annotation, biological process: actin cytoskeleton organization. The transcript has 5 exons. The coding region runs from base 1217 to 1834 and encodes 205 amino acids. Gene Ontology annotation, cellular component: plasma membrane. The record is from RefSeq and is a predicted model, not a curated record. Lineage: Eukaryota; Metazoa; Chordata; Amphibia; Anura; Pipidae. Gene Ontology annotation, molecular function: GTPase activity; GTP binding; G protein activity.
CCCUACCCCCCCAGCCAAGCUAGGCUGAGACUGCACAGCCGGAAAGUGAUGUGCCCUCUGAAGUUGGGGGGAGGGAAGAACUUAACAGUUUUGAAAUCUGUACAUUUUAAGAGGAAAUCAGAUGUCAUUGCAGAUAUGAGCAGCUCCCCAGGAGUGCUGAGUCGGGACUGGCAGCCGGCAGUGCUGUGACCCCAGGUUCCGCUUUCCACUUCCAAGGAACGUUGUAUCAGUGCUGGGAAGGGUUUCUUUCUACAUUGUAUCGCUGGGAAAGGGGUCUUUUGCUUAGUAGCGCUGCUAGGGGGGUCUCUUUAGUGGAAUCGCUGCUGGAGGGGGUCUUUUCAGUAGUCUGACUGCUGGAGGAGCCACUUUGAGACGGUGCAUUACUCCUGGAGGGGUCUCUUCCAUUGUAUAACUGCGGAGGGGUCGCCUACAUAGUAUCACUGCCGGAGGGGUCGCCUACAUAGUAUCACUGCCGGAGGGGUCGCCUACAUAGUAUCACUGCCGGAGGGGUCGCCUACAUAGUAUCACUACCGGAAGGGUCGCCUACAUAGUAUCACUGCCGGAGGGGUCGCCUACAUAAUAUCACUGCCGGAGGGGUCGCCUACAUAGUAUCACUGUCGGAGGGGUCGCCUACAUAGUAUCACUGCCGGAGGGGUCGCCUACAUAGUAUCACUGUCGGAGGGGUCGCCUACAUAGUAUCACUGUCAGAGGGGUCGCCUACAUAGUAUCACUGUCGGAGGGGUCGCCUACAUAGUAUCACUGCCGGAGGGGUCGCCUACAUAGUAUCACUGCCGGAGGGGUCGCCUACAUAGUAUCACUGUCAGAGGGGUCGCCUACAUAGUAUCACUGUCGGAGGGGUCGCCUACAUAGUAUCACUGCCGGAGGGGUCGCCUACAUAGUAUCACUGCCGGAGGGGUCGCCUACAUAGUAUCACUGCCGGAGGGGUCGCUUACAUAGUAUCACUGCGCUACUUUGUGACAUUGUGUCGCUGCUGGAGGAGUCGGAUCAGUUGCAUCACUGCUGAAGGAGUCACUUUGUUAUCACUUCCAGACUCGGAGGAGACAGUCGCUGACUGUACAGGCUGUAUCCCUCCCGGACUCGGCCGAGUCGCUCACUCACUGACUGUGGGAGAAGGAGGGGAGAUGCGCUGCGGUGCCCAGUCCCCCCCAGCAGUCUGCCGCCCACAGCAUGCCGGGGAGAUGAGCCUCCUGUUAUCAUGGCGAAUGGGACAGGGAAUAGCAUGCUGAAAUGCGUGGUGGUGGGAGAUGGGGCAGUGGGCAAAACUUGCCUCCUUAUGAGCUAUGCCAAUGAUGCCUUCCCGGAGGAGUAUGUGCCCACUGUGUUUGACCACUAUGCGGUCAGCGUUACAGUCGGCGGCAGGCAGUACCUUCUGGGCCUAUACGACACUGCUGGACAGGAAGAUUAUGAUCGCUUGAGGCCAUUGUCUUAUCCCAUGACCGAUGUUUUCCUCAUCUGUUUCUCUGUGGUGAACCCGGCUUCAUUUCAAAAUGUGAAGGAGGAAUGGGUACCGGAGCUGAAGGAAUAUGCCCCAAAUGUGCCCUUUUUAUUAGUAGGGACACAGAUCGACCUAAGAGACGACCCAAAAACCCUAGCAAAGCUGAACGAUGUGAAGGAAAAGCCCAUCACUGUCGAGCAAGGGCACAAAUUGGCAAAAGAGAUCGGGGCUUGCUGUUAUGUUGAGUGUUCUGCGUUGACACAAAAAGGACUAAAAACGGUUUUUGACGAGUCCAUUAUUGCUAUUCUGACCCCAAAGAAGACAGCCAUGAAGAAGAGGCUGGGAUCAAGAUGUAUUAACUGCUGUCUGAUCACGUGAAAAAAAAAAAUCCUACUUGACCUAGUCAACUUUGAGAGCACAUGGUAAAUGGUCUGUUGCACAAUACGCCUGUAACACCAUGGCAAAAGGAUUUUUAUUGACCUACUUUUCAAACACAAUGGGUUCCAAAGUGGAGAAGAACACUGGCCAGUCCUCUGUUGAAGAAAAUGUACAAUUUCUCAGGGUUUAUAUUGAUUCAAGCAGGAACUGUGCCACCCAGUAACACCGGGUAAACGCGAGGAAUUGGAACCAUGGCUCAGAUUUCUACAGUCUUUUGAGUAGUAUCUAUUCAGUUCUUUACAGUUCUUGCUAUCUGCUUUUGUAGGUGAGCCGCUUCCGGUUACAGUAGAUCCACAGAGGUGCUAUGAGAAGACCAGCCACAUACCCAAGGGUAGCACCCAGUGAGCAGGAUAUUGGCCAGACCUGGAAAAAAGGAAAUAAUAUGGAAAUGGGUCAACUUGCACAGACUAGCUUUAAUCCAAUGGAAUUUUCUUUCUUUUUUUGCAAUAGAUACAAAUCUAAUAUCAGUAACACUAGAAGCAAAGUGAGAAUAAGAAGCACACGAGGAGUGGUUGGCACAGGGAACUGAAUGAAACCGUUUGGAGGGAAGGAUGGUUCACUGGUGCCAAAGAGACAUUUACUGUAAAGGAAUGCUAUGUUUUUAUUCAGUAAGAGGCUUAGAUUAGUCUGCACUUGCCUUCCCAUUUAUUGUGUGUCAGGCAGAACAGCAACCAAACCGGCACAUUCCCUCCCACAGAAGAUUAAAUUUAGUGAGUGAAAGGUUGAGCCCAUUUUAACAUUUAUUCAGGCAUUAAUUAUAAAACCAAAAAUUAACAUUAUAUUUGGUAUAUUUUUAUUUGCCUUAUGGAUCAUGUAAAUGUUGUUGAGCUUCAGUGGCUAGCACCCCUUGAUUGACAGAUGCAUGGUGGGAGCUUAGGCUUCUAAAAGGAGGCACUGAAAAUACCAGCCUGUCAUAGCCUGUUCCAUGGUUGAGCUGCUUUAUUACAAAACAAACAAUAAGGGUAUCAACAUGCAGGUCCAAAUGGCCAACAAGGAGUCACCUCUGGCAGGGUCUCCAGCUCGCCCAUCUAGCUACUUGCUCACAGCAGAAUGCUUUAACUUAGUAACCAACGAAGAGCCACAGAGAUACUAUAUUUGUGUAUUUCCUGUCCUUCUGUGCAUCUAGAAACCAUCACUUUUGCGCAGGAAGGUUCACAAGAUAGUGGUAGAAUGUUACACAUUGGAAAGCCAUGGCAGUGAUAAUAAUAUAGCACUAAUAAGUGUGGCGUAUGGAGUCCCACAGCACACAGCCUCCUUUAUUAAAUGGUACCUAUUAAUAAAGCUGGAAGCAGAAGUACAUUCAGGCUAAUUCCUCUGCACAUAUGGGAAAUGGCAAAAUGUGGAGACUGUAGCAAUGCACCAAAUAUAAACUCUUAUGCUUUUUUUUUUAACACUAUUUUCAAAUAGAAAGAAAAGCUUUAAACCAUAAGUGAUAUGCAAACCUACAAUAAAGUGUCCCUGCCUUAGAAUUAGUUCAUACUAUAACCAAGGGAAGGGGAAUAACUGCGGCAAAUCAGAACCAAAAUCCUAUGUCUUUAAUUUAGGAGCCAAGCACGCAGCCCAGUGAUACUGUUGGUCAGUUGCCAGUAGGGUAAGGGAGUUUGCUGCAUUGAGUCAAUGUGCUGCUAGUGCAUUUUGUCACUCGCUACUGCUCCUGCCUGUACUCUCCUUACUUGCUCGAAGGAAGCUAAGAAAUGACAAGGGGUUAUAGUGACCCAACACUAAAGGCCAAGCAUGCCAACUUAUCUGGCCUUGUAUGGGGCCCUCUAACGGCUCUAUCUGGCCGAAAAUCAGGCAGAUGUCAAUCAAGCAGGACCCCAUUAGCUUGUUUAUACAGUCCUUGCUCUGAGGCUCGUAUUGCCAUAGUUGCAAUUCGAUCAAUUGGCCCUAGGGCCAAACAAGCAGAUUAGCCCGAUACUGUCCCAUCUUAGGUGGGUAUAUUGGGAAAAGAUCUGCUCAUUUAGUGACUUCACCAACCAAGUGGAUCUUAUAGUGUAAGGCGCGGAAACCGAUUUCUAUUUUCUUAUCAUUUUGGGGGCCUGUGGGUGGGUUGCACUUUAGCUGCUGUGGUUACAAAACCUAGUGGCCCCAAACAAGCUGAAAUGUAGGUCGGGAAAAAGGCUAAACAGAUCCAGGGAAUGCUCUGAUAUAUUAUGUGAUAGCAGUGAUUUAGAGUAUAUCUAACAGAUGGGUGAGGUAUAAGAUGGGCACACACAAAGAUCUGCUUAUUAGGUAAUGUCCCAUUGGAAGCAGACUGCAUUUCUAAGCGGAUAUACUGUAUGGCCCCAUACAUCAUCCAAUAACUUGUCAAUUAAGUCUGAAAUGGCCAAAUCAAUAGCUUAUUUUGGCCAUCUUUAAAUGCAUUAGGUUUGUGUUGCCUAUUUUAAUUAAGAAAUUAUCUUAAUAGUAAUAAAACAUCUUUAUCAAUAAGCAGAAUAUAUUUUGGAUAUAAGUGAUUUCACCUUUAAGGAAGCCACAGAAGGGCCUGAUGGUAUCCAAUCCAUCAGACCGCUGAACAAUUGGUAACUGUCUGCUUUUGCAUUCACUUGAAAGGCUUAAUAACACCGAUCUGUAUGUUUGGAUGAUAGCCUAAACCAACUUUUAUGAAUGGAAGGGAGAGAGAGAUGCUUUGUCUGCUGAAGCCACAUCAAGACGGCAGCAGAUAAAAUUUAGUCUAGCCAAAAUUAAUAGGAGCAACCUGUGUGGUAGUCUGACCGACUGGCCUGUAGGCUGUGUAUGAUAUUGUUCCAGUCACUGAGGCCAAUCAGCAAGUAAAGAUUUUCUGCAAAGCACAAGGGUCCACCAGGAUCUUGGGAUUAUCUGUCUGGGCGGCUCCUUGACUGGCCAUGCAUAUCCAGCUGAAUCGGGAAGUAUAAACACACUCCCUGACCAGAUCUGGGCAUCUGUAGCCAGCUUAAAACCCGAUAGGAUUUCUAUAGCAUCUUUGCCCUAUUGUCCAGCAGGUUUUGAGCUACAGCAGUGGGAGCAGAAAGCUACUGCACCCAGAAAAAAAAGCUCUCAUGGGACCUGUAAUCCACUAAAAUAGGUGACAGACGGGGAGAUUAGUCGCCGCACGAUAAAUCUUUGUUGCCGCGGGCAACUAAUCUCCUCACAAUGCCAUCCCACCAGCUAGAAUGUAAAUCGCCGGUGGGAUAGCAUACGUGUUGCUGCGAUUUCCGGAAGUCACCCAAAGUUGCUUCUCAAGCAACUGUCUCUGUCACCUCCUUAAAAGGCUGCCAAUUGGACCUAUCAACAUUUAAUAAUAAAGGGAUAAUAAUAA